This is a messenger RNA of Prorocentrum cordatum, 525 nucleotides long. NCBI's taxonomy places the organism in Eukaryota, Dinophyceae, Prorocentrales, Prorocentraceae. The record is from the annotation of a GenBank genome assembly.
CAGCGCUCCAAGUGGUGCUGCCGAUUCUGUACGGGACGUGAUGGCAAACCAUUCGUCAAUUACCCCGACAAGUUGGCCUGUCACAGCUGCUCAGUCUCCAAGAGUGCAGCUUUCUUGUCCAAGCCCGUGCCGAAGCAGCCUUCGACAAGCUUGGCCAGCCGCACCAAGAGCCAGAAGCCUGGGGCCAUGGCCAAACAACUGCUCGCAAUGGAGAAGCGUGUGGCUGGGCUCACAACAGAGCUCAAGCAGGCACGUGCCCAGCCGUUGGCCCAGGAUGUCGACGCAGGCGCUAUGGAAGUCGAAGUGGUCACGGAGUCAAAGAAGCGAGCUGCUGAGCUAGAUGGCCUCACCCACUCGCUCGCUAAAGUCCGUCCUGCCACGCCCGAGAUCGACCUGGUCCUUCAACGGUACAGGGAUGAGCGUGGGGCGCUCCGUGGUACUAUCUUCCAGGCCAAGCCAGAUGGUAUCAAGCUCAAGGAAAUUGGUCAGCGCAUCACUAAGCUUGAGUGUCAGUUGCAGCGCUGA